Uncinocarpus reesii 1704 is the source of this 1368-nucleotide messenger RNA. RefSeq lists its product as uncharacterized. The coding region runs from base 1 to 1368 and encodes 455 amino acids. The transcript has 2 exons. NCBI's taxonomy places the organism in Eukaryota, Fungi, Ascomycota, Eurotiomycetes, Onygenales, Onygenaceae. The record is from RefSeq and is a predicted model, not a curated record.
AUGUCUGACUCCGUUGUCGCACUUGACCUUCGGGAACCGCCGCGCCGGCAUGAGUGGACGGAUCGCCAGCGACAGGUGGUGUGCCUGUUAAGAAAGUACUAUGACAAUUCCUGGAAUGACCUCGGGAAAAUAUUCAGUGAGCUAUUUAAACACCAGCUUGGGCGACAUAGAUACUAUGACGGGAUGCCUGGAAGAAUACUGCAAGCACAGUGGCAUACGCUACGAAAUAAAAAUUCCCCGAUUUGGAGUCAGAUUCACUCGGAUUCAACUUUGACAACGACCCAGUUUGCAGUCAUUCGGGAUAUCGUCACAGUGGCCGAGACACUUGCUGUUUCUCUCCAAGAAAACCGAAACAGCACAAACGACCAACAAACAUUUUCUCAGGAUUAUUCUUUUGCACAAUCAGCCCCAUCCCCAACAUCGCCACCCCCAGUUCCCUCGUUAAAAUGCAACCCGGAUAGCAGACAACCGCGUCUUAUGUUUCGGUUCUGGAGUGCGGAGAGCAAUGGCUUCAAUUCUCCAACUCAUUUUGUUGCUGGCCUAUGGGCACAUAAGAAAAACGUUCCGCCUCUAGAUUCUGAUCCAUGUGUCGUGAAUGGUUAUGCCCACGUACACCUAUCAAGAUUCAAAGGAGACACACCAUUCAUUUCACUCUUCGAUACACCCUUGUCGCCCUUACACCGUGCUUUGCAAAAGCCAGAUGGGAUGGUUACAAUAUUUGACAUGUCUUCCUUUGAUGAGGCCCGACUGAUUUCAGCCGUUGAUGUUCUAAAAGAGAAACCACUUGAUCCGGAAAUUGGGAAAGCUUCUCUGCAACUCGCGAUGCCAGAGAAAUUUGCUGAUGAACUUGCCACGAAAAUCGCUAGAGGCUGGAAAUUCGAGUCCUUCAAGCCCGAAAACGUCCGUUUGUUCUUAGAUGGUGUUCAUGAUGGGUAUCGUCGAAAAAGACCUCGUCCUGAUGAUCAAGCUUUGAAUACGAAUGAGGACUGGGAGAUGGUCGACGAUCCGGAUAAUCCUGACUGGGAAACGGUUGAUGGCCUCGAUGAUAAUAACACUGACUGCGAAAUGUACGAUAUUAUGAACACUGAACCUACCCCUGAAGAACGACCUUCCAAUACAAGGGGACCAUUCAGCCAAGAUGUAUCAAUCGUGCAAGAGGCACCGUUUAAUCAACAGCGACAAGAGGGAUUAUUACAUCGCAACAGACCACUCGAUCAACAGCAACCAUUCACUCGAGAGGAAGUAUUCGAUCAGGACGAAUCAAUUGAUCAAGAGGGAUUAUUGGACCAACCACAAGCAUUGGAUCAAGAAAUGAAAGACGUAUUCGCCAUACGCCGAGAGCGGAUAGCAAAAAUUAUGGGAUAUUGA